AUGUUAAAACCUAUCACAUCAUUCUUCAAACCUAACCAAUCAGUCAAACGAAAACUGAGUGAAACUCAAGCAAAUGGGGACUCAAGCAAUGAAUCGGUAGCUAAACAACAGAAAACAUUGCAACAACAGUCCAAACAGUCCACUAUUAGCACAAUUAGCACUGUUUGUGAUUUGAGUGAAAUAAUUGCUAAGCAAUCGGCUAAAACCAGUGCUCUCUCUCCUAAUAUUGGCCACACUUGGUUCAGAGCACUUCGAUCUGAGUUCUCCAAACCUUAUUUCCAACAAUUGAGCACAUUUUUGGAAUCGGAGCGCAAUUUGUCGACUAUUUAUCCUCCGAUCGAACAGGUCUUCUCGUGGACUCUCAUGAAUGACAUUUCUCACACAAAAGUAGUGAUUCUCGGUCAGGACCCCUAUCACGGCCCAAAUCAGGCUCACGGCUAUGUCCGAAAGGGAGUUGCGGCGCCCCCGAGUUUGCUUAAUAUGUUUAAAGAGCUUGAAUCUGAUAUUAAUGGCUUUAAGAAACCAAAUCACGGAGAUCUCACGGGUUGGGCCAAUCAGGGUGUACUUUUGUUGAACGCAUGCCUUACAGUUAAGGCACAUAACGCCAACUCUCAUUCAAAUAAGGGUUGGGAGCAAUUUACUGAUGCUGUCAUCAAAUGGCUUAACUCUAACCUCUCAUCCGUUGUAUUCUUAUUGUGGGGCUCUUACGCUCAAAAGAAGGGAAGCGUUAUAAACAAAUGCUUCAAAGCGCACACCCGAGUCCUCUUUCUGCUUACAGAGGCUUUCUUGGAU
Messenger RNA from Medioppia subpectinata, 792 nucleotides. The record is from the annotation of a GenBank genome assembly. Lineage: Eukaryota; Metazoa; Arthropoda; Arachnida; Sarcoptiformes; Oppiidae.